AUUCACAUUCUGUGCGAGAAAAAUUUUCAGCGAAGCACAGCUCAGUCAAUUCGAUUUCAAAUUGGAGCUCGGUUUACAGUUCUCAAGCUUUGUUUUCAAAAUGGAAUAUUACUUAUUUGGGGUUUUAUUACUCAUAUCGAUAGGAUCCUUAAACUAUGCGCAGGAAACAACACCUUCAGAGGUAUCUAAGAACCAGUGCGAUAGGUACUGCUUGCAGUUCCUAAAGCCAAUGGUGGACCACAUGGGCGUCAUGCAGAAACUUUGGACGGUAUGUGAUGUAAGCAAGCUGACGAAUACCCAAUCCAGACUAGAAGAAAUUGAGGGUCAGCUGGUGACGCAACAGGAAAACUCUGCCAGCUAUUCGACAGCAAUCGAGGAAACUAAGCAGAAACUAUUGGAGCAAAGCAAGUUGAUCGACAAACAAAAACACCAUCUUCGAAAGCCGUUUCAGAAAAUCGGUUCCAAAUAUUAUUAUAUUGAGCAACAACAGAAGAUCAAUUGGUUUGGAGCAGCACACAGAUGUACCGAAUUCGACAGCCAUCUGAUCAGUUUGGAUAACCAGAGUGAGCUGGAUGCAAUAAUUCCCCACUUGGAUGCUAAAAAAUAUUAUUGGAUUGAUGUGAACGACCUCAGCGAGAAGGGAGUUUACCGCUCCCUAACAACUGGCCUGUGGUCCACAUUUUUGAAUUGGAAGCGUAAUGAGCCCAACAAUGCCAGUGGUAAGGAAAAUUGCGUCCAUUUACAAGACGCUAAUUUUGUAAUGAAUGACCAAAAAUGCGACGAUCUCUUUUUUUUUAUUUGCGAGUCUUUUAAUGAGUAAGCAAUGAGUUACAUGUUUUUUAAAUGAGUCCAAGUUUCAAAUAAAUGUGCAAUCAGCGGCAAUGGAUUUAUAUAA
Molecule: messenger RNA, 895 nt
Organism: Drosophila montana
Lineage: Eukaryota; Metazoa; Arthropoda; Insecta; Diptera; Drosophilidae
Product: accessory gland protein Acp29AB-like
Exons: 2
Coding region: 101-820 (239 amino acids)
Molecular function (GO): signaling receptor activity
Source: RefSeq, a predicted model, not a curated record